Schistocerca cancellata (South American locust) is the source of this 1545-nucleotide messenger RNA. RefSeq lists its product as uncharacterized. The coding region runs from base 1 to 1545 and encodes 514 amino acids. The record is from RefSeq and is a predicted model, not a curated record. Lineage: Eukaryota; Metazoa; Arthropoda; Insecta; Orthoptera; Acrididae. The transcript has 5 exons.
AUGCGGCGGGCGUCGUACGCGCCGGCGACGACGGCGCAGGGCCCCGGCGAGCCGCUGAUCGUCGUGGAGGAGUCGGGCGGCACCGACGACGAGGGCAGCCCCGGCCCGCCGUCGCCGCCGCCCGGCUUCAACCCGGACUCGCCGCUGCUCAACCCGGGCCUGCUGUCGCCGUUCCGCGACAUGCGCAAGCGCUCGCUGCCCACGCCCGCCUGCACCUCCGGCAUCACCGCCUCGCAGGUGCGGCGGCUGUCGGAGCACGGCGUGGAGAGCACGGGGGCGGUGGCGGCGCGGGAGGCGGCCUUCCUGGCGACGCUGUCGCAGACGGCCGCCCCCGCGCCCGGCGGCCGCCGCCACUCGGUGGUGACCAUCUCGCGGGCGCCGCCCCCCUCCAUCCUGUUCGGGCGCGGCCGCCGCGAGAGCAUCGCCGCCUUCCCCGGCGCCGGAGGGCCGCCCCCGCGGGUUCUGCCCGGCCGCAGGGACUCCGCCUCCAGCAUCCCGCCACGGCCCCCGGCCACCGGCACAGGCACCGGCUCGCAGUUCAACCUACAGCUCGACAUCAUGGACGACAUCGCCGAGAUCAAGGCGGCGCGCAAGGUGCGGCUCAAGAUGUGGCGCACGCCGUCGCGGGAGCGCAUGUGCGAGGUGCAGCCGCUGGACGGCGCCGGCGGUGCGCGGCGCCGCGCCUCGGAGCUGCCGCCGGUGAUCGGCGCGCAGCCGUCCACGUCGUCCGGCGGCGGAGCAGGCUCCGGCUCGGGCAUCGUCUGCACUAACACAGACCUCAUCUCGAUCCUGUCGUCGCUGGCGUCGUCGGCCCAGGAGAUCAACCGCAAGGCGGACGAGGAGGAGGAGGAGGAGCGCGAGGAGGCGCGCCGCCGCCGCCGCCAGCAGCAGCAGCAGCAGCAGCAGCCGCCGCCCGUGCCGCCGCGGCUCGGCCUGCAGCAGAAGGCGUCCAGCGUGGCCGAGCACAAGCGCAGCCGCCUCAAGAGCCUGCGCUCCAACAGCUUCGACGUGUCCAUGCUGCUGCCCGGCAGGGGCUCCCAGCAGCAGCCGCAGCAGCAGCAGGCCGGCAAGGGCUCCGGGCCCGCCAGCUGGUUCGUCAAGAGACACCAGCCGAAACGUGCAGACUCGACGCUGGCGGCUGAGACCAGCCACACCGCGGCAGCAGCCAGCACAACAGCGCCGCCCCCAGCUACGACGUUGGCCGGCGGAACGGGGGCGGCGACGGCCUCGAGCUCGGGGGCGGCGGGGGUGGCAGUGGCCGCGCUGCCCGAGCCGGAGCGGCAGGUGGUCUGGGACGGCCGCAGCGGCUCCGUGGUGGACGCGCAGUUGCUCGGUGGCGCCAUAGAGGCCUUCCUGGCGCAGCAGCGCGGCUCCUCCAACGGCGCUGGGGGCGGCGGGGGCGGCAGCGACAAACAGCCGGAGGCGGGGGCGGCGGCGGCUACGGGGGACAGGCCACCAGCCAAAGAGGGAGCCAAGGACGAGGACGAGCCUGCGGCCUGCGACACGUCCAUCUGCUCCGCUCUCAAGGACUUGUUCGUGAAGUAG